CUUUUUCUUCUUCAGCCAUUCGUUUUGCUUGUGACUGAUUGCGGACGGAUAUAAACGCCAAUAUUUAUUUUUACGGGACGAGCAAACAUAUCACUUUACAUAGAUUGAACAUUAUAUCUAAGCUGCAGUUGCAAUGUCGAGUUCGACAGAAACGAAAACCGUUCGAUUAACCGUCAUUGCCGCUGAUGGCCUUGUGAAAAAGGAUUUAUUUUUCAAGCUGCCCGACCCAUUCGCUGUGGUGACUGUAGAUGGUGAACAGACGCAUACGACAACGGUCAUGAAAAAGACUUUAAAUCCCUACUGGAAUGAGAGCUUCGACUUACAAGUCACUAAUAAGAGUGUCAUUGCAGUGCAAGUUUUUGACCAAAAAAAAUUCAAAAAGAAAGAUCAAGGCUUUUUGGGUGUUAUCAAUGUCCAAAUGGGCGAUGUGUUCGACCUUGAAGUCGGGGGUGACGAAAUGCUGAUUUUGGAUUUGAAAAAGUCGAAUGCUAAUGAAACCGUCCACGGAAAACUUAUUCUCAAUGUCUCCACCAACGUUAAUGUCCCCAUUCGCAACGGCACCAAUACCCUAGCUCCUGGAACACAGCCCUCUCUCCUUAAUGCCUCGCAGUCUUCACUCGUCUCUUCACCUCAAGCCGCAACCUCAUCUCAAUCCUCAGCAGUUGCUAACGAACGCUCAGCCACAUCAGGAACCCCAUCCGCCACGCCUGCCAGCACCUCCAACGCAACUGAAAAUAACAGACAAAAUGAUCUCCCACCAGGUUGGGAGCGACGAGUGGAUCAUUUAGGCCGCCCUUAUUAUGUCGAUCACAAUACUCGGACAACUACUUGGAAACGGCCUUCCGCAAGAACCGCCCAAGAUCAACAAAAUCUCACUGAAAUGGAACGUCGUCGUCAUAAUGCACGUGGACUUCCGGAAGAACAAUCCACGGCUGCCACUAGCUCGACGUCUUUGGACAAUCGCUCAGCACAACCUUCUGGUGCCGGUGCUUCCACACAGAACACAUCCACCAAUGCUGCCAACAUCUUGGCCGUUCAAAGCAAUAUGACGACAGCCGGUUCAGGUCCUUUACCACCAGGCUGGGAAAUGCGAACUACAUCCGGUGACCGUCCUUAUUUCGUUGAUCAUAAUACGCGCACAACGACCUGGGUCGACCCUAGAAGGCAACAAUACAUUAGCACCAUUGGACCCGGUUCGAACUUGCAAGUACAAGUGCAACCAGUAUCACAGCUAGGUCCUUUGCCUUCGGGAUGGGAAAUGCGAUUGACAAACACGGGCAGAGUGUACUUUGUUGAUCAUAAUACGAAAACAACCACGUGGGACGAUCCAAGAUUACCCAGCAGUUUGGAUCAAAAUGUACCACAGUAUAAACGUGAUUUCCGUCGCAAACUGAUCUACUUCCGUUCUCAACCUGCUUUACGCCCGGUACCUGGUCAAUGCCAUAUCAAGGUCAGACGUGAUCAUAUUUUCGAAGAUGCUUACGCAGAAGUAAUGCGUCAAGCGCCAGCGGAUUUGAAGAAGCGACUCAUGAUCAAGUUUGACGGAGAAGAUGGCCUUGAUUACGGUGGUUUGUCGAGAGAAUUCUUCUUCCUGUUAUCUCACGAAAUGUUCAAUCCAUUCUACUGUCUCUUUGAGUACUCGGCUCAUGAUAAUUAUACGUUGCAAAUCAAUCCUCAUUCUGGUAUCAAUCCGGAGCAUCUCAAUUACUUCAAAUUCAUCGGGCGUGUUGUUGGUCUCGCCAUUUUCCAUCGACGAUUCUUGGACGCAUUCUUUAUUGUUUCAUUUUACAAGAUGAUUCUAAACAAGAAAGUGACUGUCGCCGACAUGGAAAGUGUGGAUGCCGAUUUCCAUCGCAGUUUGAUGUGGAUUCUCGAUAACGAUAUCACGGAUGUGCUGGAUCUUACAUUUUCCACGGAUGAUGACCGAUUUGGUGAAAUGGUUACAGUGGAUCUCAAACCCGGUGGUCGUGACAUUGAAGUGACAGAAGAAAACAAAAAGGAAUAUGUGAACUUGAUUACGGAAUGGCGCAUUUCAAGACGUGUAGAAGAACAGUUCCGUGCUUUCAAAGAAGGCUUUAAUCAGCUUAUCCCUCAGGAUCUUAUCAAUGUGUUUGAUGAACGUGAACUCGAACUUCUCAUCGGUGGUAUUGCCGAAAUCGAUGUUGAUGAUUGGAGAAAGCACACCGACUACAGAGGAUAUACCGAACAGGACGAUGUCAUCCAAUGGUUCUGGGAGUGCGUUCGGUCCUGGGACAGCGAAAAGAAGUCUCGAUUAUUGCAGUUCACGACCGGUACAUCCCGAAUUCCUGUUAACGGCUUUAAGGAUCUGCAAGGGAGCGACGGACCACGUCGAUUCACCAUCGAAAAAUCGGGUGAAGUCACUCAAUUACCGAAAGCACACACUUGUUUCAAUCGUAUCGAUAUGCCACCUUACAAAUCAUACGAAUCCUUGGUAGCCAAGUUGACUCUUGCUGUGGAAGAAACAAUGGGUUUCGGUCAAGAAUAGAAAAACUAUUCCAGUAACGAUUCCCCGAUUGGUUUUUUUUAUUUGUUAUUAUCUUCUCUUGCUCCUUUCUCUCAUCUUUUUUCUCUUUUUCUUCCUCUUUCCCUUUCUCUUUGUUCUCAACUGUACUUGCCUGAUAUUUUGUAUCUUUGUAUGAUUAGCUUCCUUUAAUGGGUGAAAUUCAAAUCUACCUAUGCCUAAACUAUCGUAUCAUCGU
Molecule: messenger RNA, 2720 nt
Organism: Radiomyces spectabilis
Lineage: Eukaryota; Fungi; Mucoromycota; Mucoromycetes; Mucorales; Radiomycetaceae
Exons: 14
Coding region: 134-2506 (790 amino acids)
Biological process (GO): ubiquitin-dependent protein catabolic process
Molecular function (GO): ubiquitin protein ligase activity; protein binding
Source: RefSeq, a predicted model, not a curated record